Penicillium cataractarum is the source of this 1515-nucleotide messenger RNA. RefSeq lists its product as uncharacterized. NCBI's taxonomy places the organism in Eukaryota, Fungi, Ascomycota, Eurotiomycetes, Eurotiales, Aspergillaceae. Gene Ontology annotation, cellular component: membrane. Gene Ontology annotation, molecular function: transmembrane transporter activity. Gene Ontology annotation, biological process: transmembrane transport. The coding region runs from base 1 to 1515 and encodes 504 amino acids. The record is from RefSeq and is a predicted model, not a curated record. The transcript is spliced from 13 exons.
AUGACAGCCGCCUCUCAAGCAGACGAAGCUGUAGUUCCUCGCUCAGUACCCAAGGUUCAGGAGGUUCCAAAGCGCAAAUGGACCAGUUAUAUCUGGGAUACCUUUGAUAAGUCGCCGGAGGAACGUCGGUUGCUUUUCAAAUUAGAUACUGCUAUUCUGACCUUUGCGUCAUUAGGUUAUUUCAUCAAAUACCUUGACCAAAUUAAUAUCAAUAAUGCUUUCGUGUCUGGGAUGAAGGAGGAUUUGGGCCUGUACGGUAACCAACUGAAUUAUAUGCAAGCAUGCUGGACAGUUGGAUACGUCAUUGGCGAGAUCCCAAGCAACAUCUUGUUGACACGAGUAAGACCAAGAUACUGGAUACCGGCUGCAGAGCUCCUAUGGACAGUCCUUACGUUUUCGCUGUCCAGGUGCAAUACUGCCACUCAAUUCUAUGUAUUGAGGUUCUUUAUUGGUCUGGCGGAAAGUACCUUCUAUCCGGGAAUGCAGUACAUUAUCGGUUCAUGGUAUCGACGGGAUGAGCUCGCCAAAAGAUCAUGCAUUUUCCAUACCAGCAGUGGCAUUGCUAGUAUGUUCUCCGGUUAUCUCAUGGAUGCUGUGUAUCACCUUGGAGGCAAAGGGGGCUUCAAGGGGUGGCAAUGGCUUUUCGUGAUCGACGGUGUCAUCUCUCUUCCAGUCGCGAUCAGCGGCUUUUUCGUGCUACCUGAUGUUCCGGAGAUUUCCAACCCGUGGUACCUUACCAAGGAGGAAGUUGCCUUAUCACAAAAAAGGAUGCAGCUUGAGGGUCGAAAGGAUCGAGGCCCCUUCACGAAAGCAAAAUUAAAGAAGAUAUUCUCUUCUUGGCACAUUUAUCUGUUGACGCUACUAUAUGUGCUCUUUAACAAUGGUGCUGUCGGUGGACAGCCUGUCUUCCAACAAUUUCUUAAACACUCAACGAAUCCGAAAUACUCUGUGGGUCAGAUCAACGCAUACCCGACAACGACCAAUGCAGUACAAGUCGUAACAACGCUUGCUUAUGCUUGGUCUUCAGACACAAUUUUGAAUGGCCGUCGCUGGCCCCCGAUCAUAUUUGGCGCUGUGGUGAACAUUAUAAGCUAUGUCUCACUAGCUGUAUGGAACAUUCCAAUCGGAUGGAAAUGGACUUGCUACAUCAUCUCUGGGGCAGGAUUCGGUCUCAGCGGGCUAUGCAUGGCUUGGGCCCACGAGAUAUGCUCUGAGGAUAAUGAGGAGCGAGCGCUUGUAAUAGGCAGUAUGAACGAGAUGGCAUAUGUCUUCCAAGCAUGGCUCCCACUCAUUGUGUGGCAACAAGUCGAUGCACCAGAAUACCAGAAGGGAUUUAUUACAGUGUCUUGUAUAUCCUUUGCUUUGAUCAUCACGACAUUUGUUAUCCGAAAUCUCGAUCACAAGGAGGGAAGGCAACGGAGGGAUUGGAGCAGCCAGGAACAAGAAGCAGAAGAUAUUUCUUCUGACUCCAUUUCCGUGACUCCCGUAGACACUAAUCAGCCUCUGAAGCUCUGA